AAACUACCCAAAAAAGUAAAAUUGCAAUUUUGCAAUAAGGAGGGGUGGGUGUGUUUAAAUUUCCUAGAUCUGUGGUUGAAUUUUGGUAAGUCGAAAAACUUGUGUAUGUGUGAAUUUUGCUAUAAAUGAAUUCUUCGAUCCAGACGAGAAAAACCCUAAAAACACAACUCAUCAACAUCAACCUCGACUUCAACCAUGCUACUGCUUCAACUUGAUUGACGUUUGUUCAUCGUCAAGCGAAACAAAAACACAACAAUCAAUCUUUGCUCUGUGAAAUUUGUGAUCUUGUUAUGGCCGAUGCACUCUCAAUAAUUCCGGCAUCUGUGCUUCGUAACCUCGCCGAUAAGCUGUAUGAGAAGAGGAAGAAUGCUGCUCUUGAGGUUGAAGGAAUUGUGAAGCAAUUGGCUGUAGCUGGAGAUCAUGAGAAGAUAACGGCUGUGAUCAAUUUGUUGACUGAAGAAUUCACCUAUUCGCCGCAGGCGAAUCAUCGAAAGGGCGGAUUGAUUGGAUUAGCCGCAGCAACUGUUGGUUUGACCAGUGAAGCAGCCCAACAUCUUGAGCAAAUUGUACCGCCUGUGCUCCAUUCCUUUUCCGAUCAAGAUAGUAGAGUCCGGUAUUAUGCUUGUGAAGCUUUAUAUAACAUUGCAAAGGUUGUAAGAGGGGAUUUCAUUGUGUUUUUCAACCAGAUCUUUGAUGCCUUGUGCAAGCUAUCUGCAGAUUCUGAUGCUAAUGUGCAGAGUGCUGCUCAUCUCUUAGAUCGGCUUGUAAAGGAUAUUGUGACAGAAAGUGAUCAAUUCAGUAUUGAAGAAUUUAUACCAUUGCUGAGAGAGCGCAUGAAUGUCCUGAAUCCCUAUGUUCGCCAAUUUCUGGUUGGAUGGAUUACUGUCUUGGACAGUGUUCCUGAUAUCGAUAUGCUUGGAUUUCUUCCUGAUUUCCUUGAUGGUUUGUUUAAUAUGUUGAGCGAUUCUAGCCAUGAAAUACGACAACAAGCUGACUCAGCACUGACAGAGUUUCUCCAAGAAAUCAAGAACUCCCCAUCUGUAGAUUAUGGUCGCAUGGCGGAAAUAUUGGUGCAAAGGGCGGGUGCUCCUGAUGAAUUUACUCGUCAGACGUCCAUUACCUGGAUUAAUGAAUUUGUUAAAUUAGGUGGUGAUCAGCUUGUUCCGUAUUAUGCUGAUAUUCUUGGAGCCAUAUUGCCCUGUAUUUCUGACAAAGAGGAGAAAAUUAUAGUUGUUGCUCGGGAAACCAAUGAAGAACUUCGUUCCUUCAAGGCGGCUCCAGGUGAAGGAUUUGAUGUAGGAGCAAUCCUUGCUGUUGCAAAGAGACAUUUAUCCAGUGAAUGGGAGGCCACUCGUAUUGAAGCACUGCACUGGAUUUCAGCUCUUUUAGAAAAGCAUCGUGGUGAGGUUUUAUUAUUUCUAAGUGAUAUAGUUGACACACUUCUCAAAGCACUCUCCGAUUCGUCAGAUGAGGUAGUGCUCUUGGUGCUUGAGGUGCAUGCAUGCAUAGCUAAAGACACAGUACACUUCCGCAAUCUUCUGGUUUUCUUGCUUCAGAACUUUCAGAAAGACAAUUCUCUUCUAGAAAAACGGGGCGCUUUAAUAAUUCGGCGGCUCUGUGUACUCCUUGGUGCUCAAACAGUAUAUCGCGAGCUUUCCACUAUUCUUCAAAAGGAAACCGAUCUUGAUUUUGCAUCUAUCAUGGUUCAGGCGUUGAAUUUAAUUUUACUCACAUCAUCUGAAUUAUCGGAACUUCGCGAGCUAUUGAAGAAAUCUCUUGUCAACAGUUCUGGGAAAGAUUUGUUUCAUGCUCUGUAUGCUUCCUGGUGCCAUUCUCCAAUGGCAAUCAUUAGUUUGUGCUUAUUAGCUCAGACGUACCAGCAUGCAAGCACUGUCAUACAGUCUUUGGUGGAAGAAGAUAUCAACAUUAAAUUCUUGGUCCAGCUUGACAAGUUGAUUCGGUUACUCGAGACUCCAACUUUUGCAUAUCUGAGAUUGCAGCUUCUGGAGCCUGGAAGAUAUACAUGGUUGCUGAAAGCCCUUUAUGGCCUGCUUAUGUUACUUCCGCAGCAAAGCGCAGCAUUCAAGAUAUUGCGUACACGAUUAAAGACUGUACCCUCAUACUCCUUCACUGGUGAGGAGCAUAGGAAUACAUCUCCAGAAACCUCAAACUCAAGUGGCCUAAAUCACGCGGAUAGUGGAUCACACUCUACUCAAGAUGGUCUUGUCACACAGAAUGUAGAAAAAAUGUGCAAUGGUAUUAAUUUUGCUUCGAGAUUGCAGCAGUUUCAGAAAAUGCAGCAGGUACAUCGUGCCAAUGCUAAAUCCCAAGCGCAGUUGAGGAUAACUUCAGUCACUUUGACGAAGGACGUUCAGAGACCUGAAGAAAACAGGGAGCAAUCGUCCAUGUCAGAUACGAACCAGCCUGCAAAAUCGUUAAGAAAAAGUUGAGGGCAGUUGCAAUUGUAAUUAGGUAAAUCUCAUUUGUUUUUCGCGUGGGCUGCUCACUCUCUCUACUUGGAUCUCAUUCACUGCAGUCGUGAUGGGGUCUGAUAUUAUUUGUAAAAUUGUAGAUUUCUUUUAGGUUUUUGUUAUUUUGAUUAGGGGAGGUUUUGUGGUGGGUAGUUUACAUUGAGAGAAUCUGGGGUCAUUCAAAAGCUCAAUUCUUGGUCUCUUUGUCUUGUGUUUAUUUUUUUUAUUUUUUAUUUUUAUUAUUUGUCAAGCUGGGACGGGGGAGGGGUUGUGGGGUUUAAAAAUGGUUCCUUAGCGUACGUGGUUCCUGUUGUUUUAUUGAAAACCAUGUGCGACUGAGGGGCACUGGUCGUUCAUCUUUUGCAUUUAAAUAAGCAGGCGUCUGAUUUGUGUAUAUACGCCGCCUAUGGCAGGAUUUGAGAUUGUAGCAUUCCUGAUCUUAUGUAUUCAAAGUUAUGCAACGACUCCCAUUUUGUGAGUCACAAAUGUCUUAUGUAUUCAAAGUUAUGCAACGACUCCCAUUUUGUGAGUCACAAAUGUCUUAUCUGCUGGCUCCAAGUUGUGGAAUGAGCAUUUGAUGAAUUAAUUUUUUUUAUCCGUUGUA
Molecule: messenger RNA, 3075 nt
Organism: Beta vulgaris subsp. vulgaris (sugar beet)
Lineage: Eukaryota; Viridiplantae; Streptophyta; Magnoliopsida; Caryophyllales; Amaranthaceae
Product: protein VAC14 homolog
Exons: 20
Coding region: 291-2450 (719 amino acids)
Biological process (GO): phosphatidylinositol biosynthetic process; positive regulation of kinase activity
Cellular component (GO): PAS complex; endosome membrane
Source: RefSeq, a predicted model, not a curated record